AUGUGGCGGCUGGCUUUCCUGUGCGUGGUCUCAGCCCUUUCGGUUAGCUGGGCUCGACCUCGCCUCGCUCCCCUCUCCCAUGAGAUGGUAAAUUUCAUCAAUAAAGCAAACACUACUUGGAAGGCUGGACACAACUUCCGUGAUGUAGACUACAGCUAUGUGAAGAGGCUGUGUGGGACUUUGCUCAAAGGACCCAAACUCCCUGUCAUGGUACAGUAUGCUGAUGACGUCAAGCUCCCCACUAACUUUGAUGCCAGAGAGCAGUGGCCCAACUGCCCCACUCUUAAAGAGAUCAGAGACCAGGGUUCUUGCGGUUCAUGCUGGGCAUUUGGAGCUGCUGAAGCCAUAUCUGACAGAAUAUGCGUCCACAGCAAUGCCAAAGUGAGUGUGGAGAUCUCCGCUCAGGACCUGCUUACCUGCUGUGACAGCUGUGGCAUGGGAUGUAACGGUGGAUACCCCUCUGCUGCUUGGAAUUUCUGGAACUCAGACGGUCUGGUCACCGGUGGACUCUAUAACUCCCAUGUUGGCUGCCGUCCAUACACCAUUGAACCCUGUGAGCAUCAUGUGAAUGGCAGUCGCCCUCCUUGCACCGGAGAGGGUGGAGACACUCCUAACUGUGAUAUGUCCUGUGAACCUGGCUACAGCCCCUCUUACAAGCAGGACAAACAGUUUGGUAAGCGUUUGCAGACCCAAAUAGUUCAUGUUCAGUGCACACUUCACCCUCAUUACUUAUUUGCAUCUAGUCAGACGUCACUUUAGAUCAGUGGUUCUAAA
Messenger RNA from Sinocyclocheilus grahami, 774 nucleotides. RefSeq names its product cathepsin B-like. Gene Ontology annotation, molecular function: cysteine-type endopeptidase activity. The transcript is spliced from 6 exons. The record is from RefSeq and is a predicted model, not a curated record. NCBI's taxonomy places the organism in Eukaryota, Metazoa, Chordata, Actinopteri, Cypriniformes, Cyprinidae. Gene Ontology annotation, biological process: proteolysis; regulation of catalytic activity. The coding region runs from base 1 to 759 and encodes 252 amino acids.